Helobdella robusta is the source of this 1677-nucleotide messenger RNA. RefSeq lists its product as hypothetical. Gene Ontology annotation, cellular component: membrane. The transcript has a single exon. Gene Ontology annotation, molecular function: G protein-coupled receptor activity. The coding region runs from base 1 to 1677 and encodes 558 amino acids. The record is from RefSeq and is a predicted model, not a curated record. Gene Ontology annotation, biological process: G protein-coupled receptor signaling pathway. Lineage: Eukaryota; Metazoa; Annelida; Clitellata; Rhynchobdellida; Glossiphoniidae.
AUGUCGAUGUUCAAUGUUGACGAAGAAGAAACCUCGGAGAAUGUCGAUAUGAACCAGGUCAAAGUUUGCCUGUGCAAUAUUUUUGGUGGUUCGUUGGACGGCAUAGGACCAUCACUAUUGAACUUGGAUGACAUUUUAAAGUUAAAUGAAACGGAGGAUAGCGUGAAGAACCAUUCGACGCCAGUGUCAUGGGCCACAACUACCUGCAGUCAGGUGAACGACUACCAAACAUCGAUGGCCAUCAUGAUGAACUGCAGUCGCGUUCUGUCGGCGUUUAGCGACAAUUACUCAGAUUCCAUCAUUCACAAAUUGUCCUCAGUAUUCUACACGUACGUCUGCUCCAUCAUCUGUCUCUUCGGAUUUUUAGGAAACCUGGCCAACGUCUUCCUCCUCAUACCACAAGGACGCAAGUGCAGCAUGGGACGAAUGGAAAAAUCUGUAUACUGGGGUUUGAUAAGUUUAGCAAUGUCUGAUCUCUUGUUUUGUGUGUGCGUCAUACCGAGAAUGAUUACUGAUAAAAAUGUCAUCGUCCCUCAGGCUCCAAAUUUUUCGCUUUAUUAUUUCACAUACAGUGAUGCGUUGGUUCAUUUGUUUGCUAUGAUAAGUACUUGGCUGACUGUUGCCAUGGCAAUGGGACGCUACCUGGCUAUUUGCAAACCGUUCACAGCCCGAGCGGUUAUUGGUAGAACAGCUGCAAAAAGAACGAUAGCGGGAAUAUUUCUCAUAUGUUUUAUCGUAAGUUUGCCAAGAUUUUUUUGUUAUAGAGUGGAGACCUUGCAUUGUAGAAGCAGCAUUCGAUAUUACAUCAGAGAACCAAUACUUCCCGUUAGACCAAAUUUGCUUUUCGACCAAAUAUACAACUGGUUCUACUUCUUAGCAGGAAUUAUUAUACCCUUUGCAUGCCUUAUAUUCAGCAACGCCUUCCUCAUCAAAACACUUGGCAAAGCAAAAACCACCUUGAAGUAUUGCAGAGUGGUGAAACGACAACAAAACAGCAGCCAAAAUCAACAGAGCAGCAGUCAACAGCCAUUGCACACCAGCCACAACAAAGUGGACACUAAUAAUUUACACUUUUUACAUCAAAAAUUGCAGCACCGAUAUACUCCAGUACAUCUCUACUCUCCAUCUCUCCAGCCUCAAAAACAUCAAAAUUAUUACAAUCAAUUCGUGCAACACCAAAACUCAAGCUCUCACCAAACUUUGGAGGACCAAUACCGACCCAUCACGUUAACACUCAUUGUUUUGGUCCUUACCUACAUCAUCUUCGUCACGCCUUCUGAAAUUUUUUUGUUCAUCAGAAGGUGCAUAUUGUCUGAGCGUCAAGGCACAAACAUUUUAAACAACUUCUUGGCAACAAUUGCGAACACCUUGCAGGCAACAAAUUAUUCUCUCAACUUUCUUCUCUAUUACGCCAUCAAUGUCAACUUCAGGAAAUCCGUAACAAAUGCUUUCUGUUGUUUCAGAAGUAUCUUCCUGCCUGGCUGUUCGAUAUCAUUAACAUCAGUUCCCGUUGACAUUAUAGAUAAUGAGUUUGCAAAUGCCAACAACAACAUCAAUAGCAUCAACAGCGCUGGCAGCAGCACCAACAAUGAAAACAGCAACAACAUCAUCAUCAACAACCUCAACAACCUCAAAGCUCUAAGUUUUAAAACCAAUACUCCGAUCGUAAUAAGUUGA